Chiroxiphia lanceolata (lance-tailed manakin) is the source of this 1535-nucleotide messenger RNA. RefSeq names its product mediator complex subunit 29 (gene MED29). The transcript is spliced from 4 exons. Gene Ontology annotation, biological process: regulation of transcription by RNA polymerase II. The coding region runs from base 1 to 876 and encodes 291 amino acids. Gene Ontology annotation, molecular function: transcription factor binding; transcription coregulator activity. Gene Ontology annotation, cellular component: mediator complex. NCBI's taxonomy places the organism in Eukaryota, Metazoa, Chordata, Aves, Passeriformes, Pipridae. The record is from RefSeq and is a predicted model, not a curated record.
AUGUAUCGGCGUCGUGACGUCACAGGCACCCCCCAAACCUCGCGGAGGGGCUCCCGCGCUCCGCGUGACGUCACGGUACUGCCCCAUGACGUCACGACGGUGACGUCACGGCCGUUACCGGUGCCCCGGCUCGUCGCGCUGCGCCUGCGUCUGGAUGGUGGGCGCCAUCUUCGCACCGCCACUUCCGGCGCGCUCCCAGCGACGUCACUGCCCGCCGCGCCGCCCGCCGGAAGUGGAGCGGCCCCGGGGACGACAAUGGCGGCGCCGCCGCCUCAGCCUGGGCCCGGCCCUGGGCCUCCCCCCGCUCCUCCCGCGGGGCCGCCCGGAGCGGGAGCGGGACCCGCAGCGGCGGCAGGAGCGGGGCCGGGCCCCCCCCCAACGGUCGGGGCCGCUCCGGGCCCCGCGCUCCCCGCGCAGGCCGCGCAGGCGCAGCAGGACUUCGAGCCCGUGCAGCGCUUCCGGGUCCUGCUGCCGCAGCUGAAGGAGAGCCUGCAGAGCCUGAUGAAGGUGGCGGCGCAAAACCUGGUGCAGAACUGCAGCAUCGACAGCGGCCAGAAGAGCGCGGACGGGGCCCUGCAGCGCUUCGACAAGAGCCUGGAGGAGUUUUAUGCUCUCUGUGACCAACUGGAGCUGUGCCUGCGCCUGGCCCACGAGUGCCUCUCCCAGAGCUUCGACAGCGCCAAACACGCCCCCGCCCUGGUCCCGGCGGCCCCCAAGGGCGAGGGGGGGGGUGGUCCCGGGGAGCCCCCCCUGCCCUACACCCAGUACCUGCCCCUCAUCAAGGCCCAGAUCGGGGGGGCCAAGGACAUCCACAACGCCCUCCUCGAGGGGGCCAACAAGAUCACGGGCAAGCUGCCCCCCCCGGGGGGGCCCUGAGGGACCGGGACCCCCGGGGACGGCCCGAAACACGGCUGGGGAGGGGCGGGGGGGUUAAAGGGGGUUUUGGGGUGGGUUGGGCUCUGGGAGAGGCACUCGUGGGGCUGGGGCUGCGGGAGGGGCACGGGGGUUCACCCUGGGGGUCCCCAAGGGGGUCAGGACAGGAGGGCUUUGGGGGGGUUAAGGAGGGGUUUCUGGGGUUUGGGGGGUCUGGGCGGGAGUUGGGUGUGCUACUGGGGGGCCCUGGUGUUGGUUGGGGGUCUGAAGGGGUUGGGGGGGCUUCAGAGGGAUCUUGGACCCCCCCAGAGGGAGUUUUGGGGGGUUAAAGGCAGAAACUGAGGGGGGUCCUGGGAGGUCUGAGUUUGGGAGGGGGUUUGGGGUCUGACCCCUGUUCUGAGGGGGGGCUGUUUUUGGGGUUUGACUGGGGGGGUGAUUUUGAGGGGUCUCCACGGGGGUCCUGGACACCCCCCAAGCCCCCCUGGGAGUCUCCAGGGGUGUCGAGGGGGUCUGAGUGUGUCCAAGGGGGUCCCAAUGAUGGGUUUGGGGGGUGACCCUCUGGGGAGGGGAUAACUGGGGGGAUAAUGGGUAAUUUUGGGAUGGAGCCCCAAGUUUUGGGGUGAAACUCUUAUGUUUUGUUAAAUAAAUAGAUUUUUUUGUGA